AUGGUAUGGAGGCGAAACAUCUUGGAGAAGUGUCCCGUCUGCAGUCAACAGUUGUCACGGUGUCAGACAGUCGUACUGUUUUGCCAUGUCUGUUUGUUCCGCUUGCUUUUGACGGUGGGGAGGCAGCGUUUCCAUGAUGGCGGUUACCGCGACACAGGCUUUUCCAUGAUGGCUAAACUGAAAACUUAAGAAGCAAACUUCUUGAGUCUUUUCCCAGACUUACCCUGUCUUCAUUAUAUAUAUAUCUUUUUUUUUUUUUUUUAAAGUAACACCACCAUGGCAUACACAACUUCUGUUUCGUUAUGGGCAUAUGCUUUAAGUUUAUACUUCGGCGUGUCCAAGUGUUACUUUUCUAUUCCACUCAGAAUAUACACGGGAAGUUACAACGUCUCCUCGGAUGUGGAGUUGACUCAGCGAGUUGUGUUAAAGUCAGAUGGAAACGGCCUCUCCUUGGCCUCUGAUCCGACUGGCACCGUCAACUUUCUGGACAUGGUAAAUAACUUGCAAGGGGACUCUGGAAGAGGCUACUACAUGGAGAUGUCGCUCGGUACUCCUGGUCAAAAGGUGAACAUCCUGGUGGAUACAGGCAGCAGUAACUUUGCAGUGGCUGCGGCUCCACACCCAUUUAUUACUCACUACUUCAACACUGCGCUCUCCAGUAGCUACCAAUCAUCUGGCCGGACUGUGGCUGUCAGGUACACCCAGGGCAACUGGGAAGGGGAACUGGGCACUGACCAUGUCUCCAUCCCUAACGGCCCAAAUGGCUCCUUCAGCAUCAACAUCGCUGCCAUCCUGUCAUCUGACGGCUUCUUCCUUCCUGGGAUCAACUGGCAGGGCAUCCUGGGACUGGCCUAUCCCAUGCUGGCACGACCUGACUCGUCCGUGGAGCCCUUCUUCAACUCUUUGGUGCAACAGCUGGGGAUUCCUGACAUCUUUUCCCUCCAGAUGUGUGGCGCUGGACUGUCAGCCAGCAACACAGCGGACCCCGCAGGAGGCAGUCUUGUCAUGGGAGGGGCUGAACCAACUCUAUAUCGGGGGACAGUGUGGUACACCCCUAUAAUAGAGGAGUGGUACUACCAAGUGGAGGUUUUGAAACUGGAGGUUGGCGACCAGAAUCUGGAGCUGGACUGCAGAGAGUAUAACAUGGAUAAAGCUAUAGUUGACAGUGGGACGACACUGCUGCGUCUUCCUAUCAACGUCUUCAAUGCGGUGGUAGAAGCCAUCACACGCAGCUCACUGAUCCAGGACUUUUCUUCAGGGUUCUGGGACGGCAGUAAGCUUGCAUGUUGGAUGAAAGGAGAGACUCCCUGGAGGUUUUUCCCCAAGCUGUCCAUCUACCUAAGGGCCACAAACACCAGCCAGUCGUUCCGCAUCACCAUCCUGCCUCAGCUUUACAUCCAGCCAAUCACAGAUGUGGACGGCACACUGGACUGCUUUCGUUUCGGGUUGUCUUCGUCGGCUAACGGCCUUGUGAUCGGCGCUACGGUUAUGGAAGGCUUCUACGUCGUGUUCGACCGCGCCCAGAAGAGACUGGGCUUCGCACUCAGCAACUGUGCAGUGAGCGGUGGAGUGGCUCUCUCAGAGGUCGCGGGGCCCUUCUCGGCAGCAGACGUGGCAGCCAACUGCUCCGCUGGGGGGCUGAAGGAGCCUCUCAUGUGGGUGAUCUCCUACGCCCUAAUGGCGGUCUGCGCCCUGGUCCUCAUCAUCCUGCUGCUCCUGCUGGUCCUGCCCUGCCGACACAGAAACCGCUCCGGGGAGAUCACAGACGAGUCCUCUCUGGUCCGGCACCGCAUCAAGUGACUGAGAGGGAAGGGACGGGCGGACGGGGUGAACGGGCAUGGGGAAAUGGAGCAGACCCCGACCACUGGGGUCGAGAAAGGGGUGAGGCUCGGCCUGCAACGAACAACACUUGCCUCUGAAUGUCUGAAUCACUCUGGACUGCACUCAUCAGAUUGGCCCGUGGAGGUAGACACAGACAGAUCGACUUCCUCCUGACGAGAAAAUCCACCCCAUAGACACCUCUUCAAAGCAGCUGAUGCUGUAUUUAUGCUUCCAGUUUCUUGUUUGGUGGCGGCUCUUUCCUUAUCUCUCUGAUAACUGGUUAUAUGUGACACAGGGGAAGACCUCCGACACAGAAGAAGAGAUGCAAUUUCUUCACUGACUGUGGCCUGAAGAGUUCACAACAUUAUGUCAGGACAGUUUUUAGUAAUGAGUAGAAUUGACUUUUUCUCAACUGGAAAGACUCGUAUGAUGUCAGCAUUAUAUCGUCUUGAGAGAGCGCCCAACUCACUUUCAGGUCUCAUUUGGGCUGACAAAUGGUAUUCUGGGAAAUGUAGGACAUCACUAACACAAGCAGAAGGGUGAACCAAAGUAUGAAACACUUAAUCACAAAAUAAACUCCUAAAGCACACUGAACAGCACACCAGCAUGACGUCUAGUAACACGAUUGCUAAGGGUGGUACAGACAAUCACAGGACAGACCCUGGGAGUCGACAUAAACAAUCAUUGGUGCAUUUUUUUUUGAACAAUUUAAAAGUUGCUGAUUAACUGUAUUAUUCAAAUGUGCCUUUACAGUCUGUGACGAGUGAAAGAUUGUUUCUCGUGCCUCCGUAUAGUUUGAAGUUGAAAUGAAUGCCUGUGUAUGUUGAAGUUAAGGGGAAAAGCUGCUCAAACAAUCACUGUCAAUAGGAAGAAUAUUAUUAGAAGUUACACACAUGUUUACAGUGCCUGUAGUGCCUUUAAGUCUCGGCUCACUGCGAUUACAAACUGACACACAGCAGUUUGAGACUUUUUCUGCUGAAUUGCACUUUGUUUCUAAAGUCAAUCAAAAGUGUAAUAUAAAACUGAAGAUCAAUAUCUGUUAUGCAAUGCGUUGUAUUAAUGUAAUUUUACUAAUUCUGUAUUUAAAUCUCUUUAAUUGUGAUUGUAUUAUUAUUCCAAAUCUUUGCUUUUUAGGCACCAGAUGUUCAAGGGUACAUCGUUUAACCUGCACAUUUUAUACAAACACUAAAUUAGAAGCCAAAGGAUUUUUGAAACUGACACAUUGGAAACAUGUUUGCUCCUUCUGGGAACAUGUGGACCACACUGAGCGACCUCUUAUUGAGUGUCAUUUUACAGUCCAGCCUUAUGUGAUACAAUUCAUGAAACAUGAAAUGUGCCUGUUGGAGGAUCAGUGACUCAAGCUGCACAAACGUGUCACCGUUUGCAAACAUUUAAAGCUGUAAGAUUGAAGGUACACUUGAAUCUUUUGAAUGUUCACUUAUUUAUAGGUGUAUUUUUUCUGUGCCAAAAUUGUACUUUUGCUGUAAAUACAACAAUAUGCGACCAAAUUAAAGAUGUAAUGCAAUGCAUUUAAACAAAUAAAGAUUUCUUAUUGUGAAAGUUUAAUCAGGAAUAAAAGCAUCCUUUGGGA
This is a messenger RNA of Centropristis striata (black sea bass), 3412 nucleotides long. It is a transcript of the gene bace2, whose product is annotated as beta-secretase 2. Lineage: Eukaryota; Metazoa; Chordata; Actinopteri; Perciformes; Serranidae. Gene Ontology annotation, biological process: amyloid-beta metabolic process; membrane protein ectodomain proteolysis. The transcript is spliced from 9 exons. Gene Ontology annotation, molecular function: aspartic-type endopeptidase activity. Gene Ontology annotation, cellular component: membrane; trans-Golgi network; endosome. The record is from RefSeq and is a predicted model, not a curated record. Bases 277 to 1800 code for a protein of 507 amino acids.